AUGAAUGUUAAGUCUGAACGGAAACUUCGAUCUAAAUCUCCAGCUGCGUCUAACAACGAAGAAUUGUUCAAUUUUGAUAAUCCACAUGGCGGCCUGUUUAGCGAGAAGAAACUAACUGUUCUGACUCGACACGGUGCAAGCUACACUGGUAGUGAUCGUCAGGUAGCUAACAAAUCAGAGGAUGACGAAAUAUUUGCUAAAAAACGUGAACUGUAUCAGAUGCCGAGGCUUCUAAUUGAGCCACACCAUAUGGAAUCAUUAGAAGCCAAAAUGGACCCACUAUCAGACGAGAUAUACGCAGCUUACCAUCGUAAAAUGUACAAGCAGGAGGUACGAAUGGUCAAUCAAGACAAAAUUCAAGCCGAAACCGAAGCGGAACGCUUGGGAGGUGUGUUGGAAGAUCUGCAAUCGGAAGCCAAUUGGGUCAAACGGCUAUUAAAAACCACAAUCGUUCAAAAUCCUGACGAUGAGAUGGAACUACAAAAGAAAAGAAGCCUAACGCAAUCGAGCAUCAUGGCUAUGCUGCAGCGUUUUGGCGACAUGAAAAAUCUUGCGUCCUCGUUUGCUCGCGGAGGGAGGGCCAAAGUCGUCGACCCAGAUCUUAGUUUUUCCAAUACAGUAAAGCGCAUAAACAAUUAUAGAAGACCGGCCUUGAUAGACUUUGACGAAUUGAACCUGACUUCCGACGAGGACGACGAAAGGCUAUCAAACUCGGAAAUAAAAGCGCAAAGAAAGAGCCGGCAAGAGCGCCGGUAUGGUGGAACUGUUGUGAUACAAUUGAGAAAAAGUUUAGCAUGCUACUACAAGUAUGCCAUCGUAGCUGAACCCAUGAGGCCAGCAUACAUUGUGCGAUGUUCAAAGGCCGAGAAAGAAAAAUGGUGUCGGAUGGCGGAAUCUCUUCCGCCUAAAUUUAAAGAUUAUGCACAAUUUCCUAAGCAAAGCUAUGUGACCAGACCAGUGAAGCAUCAAAAUUGGGCCAAUGGCCAUCGUGAUGGGGCAGCCCCAGCCAGUACUGCCCCCAAAAAGAGGACAAGUGGCAGGAAAAAUCAUCGCAGUAACUCUUCUUCCCCAACGAAAAGGAGCCAUCAAGUCUGA
This is a messenger RNA of Lachancea dasiensis, 1095 nucleotides long. NCBI's taxonomy places the organism in Eukaryota, Fungi, Ascomycota, Saccharomycetes, Saccharomycetales, Saccharomycetaceae. The record is from the annotation of a GenBank genome assembly.